Molecule: messenger RNA, 909 nt
Organism: Neoarthrinium moseri
Lineage: Eukaryota; Fungi; Ascomycota; Sordariomycetes; Amphisphaeriales; Apiosporaceae
Exons: 2
Coding region: 1-909 (302 amino acids)
Source: RefSeq, a predicted model, not a curated record
AUGCCGCUCCUUUUCCCCCACGUGGCACAUGCCCACAGAGAUUCUGCUUCUCUCGCGUCCCGAGAAUCCGAAAGCCAUGCCAAAAUUGCUCUCAUGCAACCGUCGCAGAUUGCGAGAGAUGGCACUGAUCUGGCUCUCAUCCUAACAUGCGCUCUGAUUCUUUACUCGCUGUUUGCAGGCGUGCUACAGCGCGGACUACUGCGCAAACUGUACGGCGGCGCUUACGAUGGCCUAGAGGAUACUGCCUCCUCGAAAGGCAAUGAGCGCCAGCGCAUCUCCUUCACUUAUCACCAUGUCGCCUCUAUCAGCUUCGGAAUAAUAUUGCUGAUCGGCGCGUACCCGGCCAUCUCCUUCACGUGUGGCAGCGGCACCUUGCCGACUCCGCUCAACGGUACCAGCGGAAUCACGAUAGGUGACAUACUGUCAAUUUUGGUCCAGGUGUACUGCGGUUACUACCUGUUCGAGGUCACAUUCCGGUCUAGGUACAUCAGCUUUGUCGCAUUGGCUCAUCACAUCGGAUUGCUGAUCAUCGCUCAAACCGCCGCGGUCCUCGGUUCCCGCGCCUCGAAAAGUGCAGAGGCAACUAAAGAAUUCUACUUGUGUGUUGUCUGGGGCGCAUUCGAUAUCGUGACGGAGUUUCCAUUGCAUAUUGUUUUGAUCAUCUGGAGAAUAAAGCGCAGAAACAGUAGACUUUGCUACAAGAUAGCAUGUGGAUGUACUGCUUGGGUUCUGGCCAUGGCCUUCACCGAAACCAUCAUCACGGCCUGGCUUCUGGCGCAGUCAUGGGCAGGUUGGCAACUGCAGUGGCAGAUCAUAACACCCACGAUCUUUACGCUUUGGAUCUGCACACAACUGUACGGAGCCGCGAUAUUCUUGAGGAUGGCGCGGCAGCAACGGACAUUACAAUAA